Messenger RNA from Nilaparvata lugens (brown planthopper), 7895 nucleotides. RefSeq names its product F-box/LRR-repeat protein 16. The record is from RefSeq and is a predicted model, not a curated record. The coding region runs from base 226 to 1647 and encodes 473 amino acids. Gene Ontology annotation, cellular component: SCF ubiquitin ligase complex. Gene Ontology annotation, biological process: SCF-dependent proteasomal ubiquitin-dependent protein catabolic process. Gene Ontology annotation, molecular function: protein binding. NCBI's taxonomy places the organism in Eukaryota, Metazoa, Arthropoda, Insecta, Hemiptera, Delphacidae. The transcript is spliced from 5 exons.
GGCGGUGCAGAGGUGAGUGAGUGGGGGUGGCACGCGAUGAAUGAAGCAGCGGUUGGUGGGGGGAUUUUUGCCGGGGUGGGUUGGCGGCCUGAGCCAAGCUGAGUGCUUGGUGUUAGUGGCAGUGCAGUGCAGUGCGGUGUCAGUAGUCGCGUCUCGACCUGUGAGUACUUGUAGUGAGUGGGGCCGUGUGUGACAAUGGCAAUGUGAAGACAAGUAGUGAGUGAUAUGUCGGCUCAGGGGGUGGUAGAACGAGCCAGCGCCGAGUUGUCGAAGCGUAUCAAUGGUCUGGCACUGCGGAGCAAGCACCACGCGGGACAGCGAGGGGGCAAGGGCAGCGUGAUGGACCGAGUGACGAGUGCGCUGUGUGGCAGCUCCAACGUGCCACCUGACAAGCCGUCACGUUUGUCACGAGCAGCCAAGGGCUCGCCCACACCGCAGCCGCAGAGGAGACUCUUGCUGGCCAACAACGACGCGCUCUCCUGGGACGAAUUAUGGCAUGAUGAACGCUUCCUGGCGCAGUUCUUCGCCUACUUCACACCGGGCGAGCGUCGCGUGCUGGCGCGUGUGUGCACACGGUGGCGUGACGUGCUGUACCGUGGCCCACCUCGGACGUGGGCCGGUCUGCUCCCCGUGGUGAGAUGUCGCGAAUUGCGAGCUGCAUCCCCGCAGGAGCGAGCUCGCCUCUACGCGUCGCUGCUGCGUCGUGGCUUCCACGCUGUCGCCCUGCUCGGUGCCACUGACGAGGAUGCCCUCGACCUCGUGCACUCGUUCCCUCUCGCCGCCAAGCACGUGCACUCGCUCAGCCUGCGCUGCUCCAGUGUCAGCGAUCGCGGACUCGAGGCUCUCCUCGACCACCUCCAGGCGGUGUUUGAGCUGGAGUUGGCGGGCUGCAACGAGGUGACGGAGGCGGGACUGUGGGCGUGCCUGUCGCCGCGCGUAGUGAGCCUGACGCUGACGGACUGCAUCAAUGUGGCGGAUGAGGCGGUGGGAGCGGUCGCACAGCUGCUGCCUUCGCUCUACGAGUUCUCGCUGCAGGCCUAUCACGUGACCGAUGCCGCCCUCGGCUUCUUCUCGCCCAAGCAGAGCGCCUCCCUCACCAUCCUCAGGCUCCAGUCCUGCUGGGAGGUCACCAAUCACGGUGUCGUCAACAUCGUUCACUCGCUGCCGAACUUGACGGUGCUGAGCCUGUCGGGAUGCAGUAAGGUGACGGAUGACGGCGUGGAGUUGAUCGCCGAGAACCUGCAGAAACUGCGCUGCCUCGACCUGUCCUGGUGCCCGCGCAUCACGGACGCCGCUCUCGAGUACAUUGCCUGCGAUCUCAACAUGCUCGAGGAACUCACUCUUGACAGAUGCGUUCACAUCACUGACAUAGGAGUUGGGUACAUCUCGACGAUGCUCUCUCUGUCGGCCCUCUUCCUGCGCUGGUGUUCACAGGUGCGCGACUUCGGCAUCCAACACCUGUGUGGCAUGAGGAACCUGCAAGUGCUCUCUCUAGCUGGUUGCCCACUGCUAACAUCGAGUGGCUUAUCUAGUUUAAUUCAGCUUCGUCACCUCCAGGAGCUCGAAUUGACCAACUGCCCUGGUGCUUCGCGUGAACUUUUCGAAUAUCUAAGAGAACACCUGCCUAGAUGCUUGGUCAUCGAGUGAACAUCAUAUGAACGAAAUAGCACUUGACUUUUACGAAAAAUAUGAAUGUAAACCUAUCCAACCCGAUGUAUAACUCUUGGACGAGACUUGAGAAGUUCAUCAUUCCCUUCUAAGAUGACCUGGAAUUGACAUCUAGACUAGAAUAGUCCGUAUCUGUCUUCACAUUUUCUCCUUGCAUUUCGCCUCUGAACCGUGACAGUAGAAGUGAUAUAUGGUAUUGAAAGGUACCUUAUUGACCUGAUAAGAUAGUAAAUCGAAAAAUUGGAAAAUUAUUCCAAGCUGGAAUAUAAGGCUUAAAUAAUUGGAACUUUAUUAUUUAUCUAAUAAUAAAGGCUUCAAUAAUUUAAACCUCACUUAACUUGAUACAUUGUUUUUUCCAAAGUGAAAUGACAAGUUUUUUGACAUUAAGAUGUGAUGCUGAUGUUAUGCUAUCAAUAUUGUGGUAUACUUUACACUUUUUUUGUAAAGUUGUGAAAUAUCAGUUACGUUUGACAUUAGCAUGAAUGGGAUAUAGGAUAAAGCUCGAGGCAUGUUUCACUUUUCUGCCUUGAAAGAUAUAGGUAGUUUAUUGAAGUUGGAGUAACUCUUGAGAAAUAUUCAAGAGUAAAUUAAAAUGAUUUUUUGCACUCUCAGUUCAUGAUAGUACUGAUAAAUAAUGUGCAACCUCUAUAAGUAAAAAUUAAAUCUCCAUUUUAAUAAGAGUUCAUAACUUAUCUUGGUGAUAAUAUGUUGAAUUCUCUGUUAUUUAUGCUGAAGAGCACUUUGAAGUAUUCAUGUGUACACAAAAUGUGUAUAUGUAGUGUGGAAUACCUGAUGAUAGAUUGGUGUAGGUGUAGCGAUGUUCACAGUUGUGUAUAAAAUGGUUCCUCUCUCCCUGCUCUCGGAAGAGAGUUUGUAAAUAGACAAAAAUCUAACUUUCCCCUCAGCUGUUGAUGUAAAACCUUCCAAUGAGUAUUAUGAACUGGAUACCCCACUAUAUGUACCGUCCAUUAUAGAUUAAAACAUCAUAAUUAUUGAAUCGGGUCCUAACUUUGAGAAGUGUAAUAGGGAGUUUAAUGUGGAAUUGUUAGUGUAGCUGUGGUCCAAAACAGGCCCUCUUCACCCAACUAUAUAUUUUCCUAUUUCAUGUAAAAACAGAACAUGUAUUAUAGUUGAUGUCGAUAUAUUUAUGUGGGUGGUUCUUCUGCUGAAAAUCUCUGUGUUGCAUUAUUCAGUGUAUGUUUAAAAAUCAAUGUAAAAAUUUGUCAAUGACAUGUUUAAUUCUUCACCUCUUAUAACAUCUUAUAACAUUAUAUUCAACACGUUUGUGCAAGCAAAAAUAUCUUAUCAGUGUGACCGUGAAAUUGUUUGCUCUAAGUAUAAAUUUGUAUAAAUAUAUUUUGAAAAGUUAUAAUACUAUAAAGUUUUAUUAGAAAAAACUUUUGAUUUACUCAAGUCGGUUAUUAUAACCUACUCUCCAAAAAUAUGUGGAGAAUAUAAAAAUUCUGAUGAUAACAAGCCAAUUUUCAAUUUGUACUUGUCGAUAAGUAUAUCCAGUCUAAUGAAAUAAUGAUUUGAGAAUAGAUGAUAAAAUAACCUCUAAAAACUUCACAUCAUCUGUAGAGUAAAAUUUUCCUUUUGAAAAUUGAAAUAUUCGAAAAUGAAUAUUUUUCUAGAAUAAUUUGUGUUAUUAAGAGCUUUAAUUUUUUGAAGAAAAAGUAAUUGAAUUCUUAGAAAGACAGCAAGUGAGAAGUUAAUACCGAUCCGCUAAAAGUUUCAGAAUGAUAAGUGAAAGGUCUCGUAAGGGUAAUUGGGUAUAGGUGUUGAACAACGGAUAAUAAUUAAUGAUUAAUAUCCUUUAAAUAUUGGAAUAACGAGGAAAAAGAAUGAGAAGCCAUCUUCAUUGUCAAAGUCUGAAAAGUUGGAAUGGAAUGUCCGACACUGACUGAAAAUGUGCAAUUCAAAAUACUAUUGAAAAAAUACUUCAUCUGAUUUCACAUUCUUGAGAUGAAGAUUUGAAACGAAUACGUCUGACCGUGAACAUCCUUACUAUGUACAUCUCUACUAAGUAAAGUAUAAAAUACCAAAACUUGAAUAAUAGCGUAACAUAUUCUGGUUCAGUAAGACAACUGUUGCCACUGCUAAAUCAACCUUGUUCUUUGUCGAUUUCAACUAUUGCAAUGGAUGUAGCUCAUAUCAAUCUAUAUUUCCAUCUUCUUUCAAGCAUUCUUUUUACAUUUCUGAAAUGGUUUGGUUUUCAAACGAAUAACCGGUUGAUAUUCCUAACUAUUGUAAAUUUAUUCAAAUAAAUUCUAUGGGAAUGAGUCAUAUUCUGUCGCAAAAUAUUGGAUGAUUGAUAUAAAUGAAUAAGACCAAUGAAGGGUGGCUUCGAUUUCUGAUGUUGUAUUACUGCUUGGCUGAGAAAGCCUACAACAUACUUUCGAAUUAUUGAAGCUUCAGUAGUAUAGUCUUAUAUUCUAAGCAAUGAAAAUAAAUAGUGCUGUCCAGUCAUUGCAAAUAAUUAAAGAGGUCAAUAAAACAUAAAUAAUUAUUCUAUAACACUAGAUGAAGACCUCCAUUUUUAAACAAAUAAGACUGAAAAGUAUAAGUUGUGAUUAUUGACUAAUGAGAAAACAUUGGAUUAGAUUAGUUGAUUAUAAGUUAGGAUCCUAUGUACACUUGAAUUUAGCAUGAUAAUUUAGUAUUUUACGGACUCAUUUUAUUAGUUUCAAGUUUGUUAGAAACUAAAUAAUUACAUACUUCAGGUUUUCUAGAUGAGUGAUAUAAUCUAUAUGAAAUUAAGUGCAAUAUCUAGCUUUCGUUAAUCUUGUUUUGCAUGCAUGUUCAGCAUAUUUCUGGCGACUCCACAAACGUCGGCAUUUUCUCUGAUUAAGAAUCGAUAAAUUACUCUAUCUAGUACCACUUACACUAUCUUUCUUCUACAAGCUGUUAUAUUAGGUGUUCUAUAUAUAGGAUGAGUGGAAUGCGAAAAAUUGGUUGAUAUUUUUUUUAUGAGAAUAGUAAACCAAUUAUUAUUUUUUAUUUAUUUAUAAUACAUUUCCAAACUGUUUAAACAAUUCCAAAAUCAAAAUACAGUAGCUAUUGUCUAUCAAUUUUCCAGGCAAAAUGCGACAGUUUUUGAAAUAGAAAAAAAUAGAAUGGAGAACUAGAAAUAUUUCUUUCUAGAAAAAAUAAAGUGUUUUGCUUGAUUAACUGACGACCUGUUUGUCAAUUGCAGUGUGCAGUAGGCAGACCGGUGAUGGUAACUUAACAACCCGGGUAUGCUACUAGAUAAUGCUAUCGUAAAUUGACCUCAAACAUCGGUUGCAAAAUGUCAAUUAGGCAUUCUGGUGCUCCUGUCAGAUGCUAAUCUAUGAAUUCAGGUCCAGAAUUGAGAAUUUUUCAAAGUUAAUCUUUGGAAUAGCCUAUAUAGCUGUUUAUUUUCAAGUUUCUAGUGCUGAGCUUUUAUAAAUCAGUGAAAAUGCUGCACAUAAUCCAGCCAAUGACGUUCUUAGUUUUUGUGAAAUAUUAUAAUAAAAUAAUUCUGCACUAAAUACGAGUGCAACUUCCAUUAGUUUAUCGCUCAUGUAUUCAAAGACAUUUGUCACUUUCAGAGUGCAUAUGUAAAUAAAAAUUAUAGAAUUGUACAUAAAAUGAAAAAGUGAUAAAAUAUUUUAUUAAAAUGUUCAAAUGUAACUCAUUACAUGAUUCUCGAUAACUAUAUCUGUCAAUAAUUAGACUACAGUCAUGAUUAAAUAAAUAAAAUUGUAAUGAAACAUUUCCACAAUCUGCUAAACAAUUGUUUGAUAAUUAUGAGUUGGUUGAAUAUCCCCCACUAUGCACAUAGAUGUGAAUUAUUUUAAUUAUUAUUGUAAACGUAUUCGGAUACUUGUCUCUGUGUAUAGUGUUAGGAAAGAGAAGGUCGGUCAUGUCAAUAAAAAACCUAAAGAAUAAUAAAAAUUCUAUAGAUUUGAUUCAUGAAUAACUGUAAAAACACUGUAAAUAGUUUACAUGAGUGGUGAUUCUCUUCAAUUGAUUGUUAAUGUAAUUCCAAUUCCUGUUUGUAUGACCGUAUUAUUGUUAGAUGUUUAAUUUAUCUUGGAUGUAUGAUGUUUCCUUCAGUAAACUUUGUAUUCAAUUCCAAUUUAAUUAUAGUGUAGGUAUUAUUUAACCCUAUAGAACUUGUAAAUUUCUUGUGGUGAGUAUUGUUGGUGAAUAUAACAAAGAGUUAUAUUUUUAAAUACAAUUUUUGUGGUUAUCUCUUGUGGUAGUAAGGUCGUGAACAAACUCAUCAAUAGAGAAUGUAUUCGUCACAUAUAUAUAAUAUAUACUAGAAAUUCAUAGGAAAGCUCUAUCAACCAUGUGUCUUAAAGCAAAACUAUCCUAAACUAUUACAAACGCUACUAACUUAGAUUCAAUAGUUCUUCAUUUUGUAGUCAGUCCAGGUUUUUACUUACAUUGUGUUAUGAAUAUUUUGUGGUGUACUAGAUCCACUCUAGUAAAUAAUAUACUUUCAGCUUCAGUCUCUCGAAUUCCAUAUUGAUUGAUACUAAGUACCUAAUAGAAUUUUUACUUAUCUAAUAAUGUACCAGUAAAAUCAAUUCAACCCUAAUUCGUUAAGGAAAACUUGAUUUCUUUGGUGUAUUAAAAACAUUCUAUAUUAAAUUCAAACCUGAAUUUUAUAUUGAAGUGACAUGUAGAUAGAUCAAACACAAGUCUUGUAGAACCUAACAAAUUUAUUCGAAAUUGAAGCCCAGAUUGGAAUGACUUUCUUUAGUAAUUUAAUCUUAUAUAAUUUCAAUGUCAGUUGGGAUUUAAGAGCCUUAAAUUCAGAAGUGAAUUUAUACAAAUGAAUAAGUUCAUUAAAAAUAGUGCAAUAUACUUCAUUCAUCUUUAGGCCUACUUUCCGAUUUAAAAUUCCAACUCAUUUUACUUCCUGCACACUGAGAUUAGUGGAACCAUAGAGAAACAAUAGCAUAAGUAGAUAUCCCAUGGUAUAGGGCGUUUAUGUCGCAACUUUUACUGUCAUCUCAAACUGAUAGUGCACGUAGUUCUUUCCUGUGAAGCUUUAUGACACUGGUAGUCUCUCAUAUUGUGCCGUUCAUACACUCUUACCCGGUCAAAACAGUAAAAAUCGACAAUAAUCGGCUUGAGAUAACAGUAAAAGUUGCGACAUAAACGCCCUAUACCAUGGGAUACCUACUUAUGCUAUUGUUUCUCUAUGGUGGAACACAAACUAAUUUAUUAUCAUUUUUCAAUAGCUUUUCGAUUGAUAUCCAUCUAAUCAUUGAAAACAAGCAAACAACCCCAAAUCCAUCCUCCUAUCAUAACACAAUAUCACACUAACCCUAGUUAUAAGUAAAAAACUGGACCAGAUAAAAGCUUUCAUCCACAAUUUAGACGAACUAUUCAACAGAGAAUAAAAUCAGUGAUAAUAGGCCAGCAAUUAUUCCAAUAAUAACUUUCUGGACAUUUUUCUAUCUCAUAACAUUUGAGUUGCAGUCCUCCAUUUCUACCUCAAUUCAACACCGAUAAAUAAUAUAAACAAUAGCCCACGUGUUAUGAGAAUGGAAUGGAAUAGAUAAGAGAGCAAGAACUUAUCUAAUAGUGCAAUAAUAGGUGUGGACGAUUUGCAAAAACUUUCACUAUAGCUGGAUUCUUGUUACCGUAUAUGUUAACUGUUCAUUAUUACGUCUCAUAAUCAUAAUUUCUGAUCCACGUGCAUGCUCUUCCAUGAGUAAAAACUGAUGUCAAAGUCUAUAGAAUACGAGUGUGCUACUGUUUCUCCUGCAUCUUCACUAGGCUCUUGAUAGAUUAUACCAGAAUAAUUCCACAUUAUUGGCGAAACUUUACACAUUUGAACAAAUAAAUAACAUUGACCUGCCCUACUUUGUAAAUUUCCCACUUACCAUGAGGUAGAAUAGUUUCUCAGAAGCUGAUGGAUUUAAAUGCUCCUCACAAACAUUUGUUAAAAGAUGAAGAUCAUUCUCGAAUUAACCCAUAAUAUUGCAGAAUACUCUAUAAAGAUUUAUAAAAUUGAAAAUACUCUUUUCUCUUACCUCAUACGUUCUUGUAUAAUUUCAUGGAAUGAACAGAGAGCUUCAGAAAUACAACUGAUGAGUCAGAAAUUAUGAAUGUGAGGUGGUACCAUAACAGAAUUGUAGCUUGGUAUCAUUGUUGGUCAUUCCUACUGUUGAACAGAACUGUGAUGUAUCCUGUAUUGUAAAUUGAAUCUCUAGUCGCAAUAAAACACAACUUUCAAAUGAUAU